AGUGACGUGCGUGAGCCUUGAGGCGGAAUUAAAGGGCUAUGUUAGUGUGGCUCGUUGGUCUAGGGGUAUGAUUCUCGCUUAGGGUGCGAGAGGUCCCGGGUUCAAAUCCCGGACGAGCCCACCUUUGUUUGCUUCUAGUAAUUUAUUUAAAAUAUAUGUGCUAUCGCAUUUUGUUCUCUCUACUCUGCUUUGAAAAGUUGCGGCAGAGGACACUUAGGGAUGAGAAAUGGUAAAGUUACGGAGAACUACGAGUUGUUUUUGAAUUCUGUCUGAUGAUGCGAUUCCCCACUCUCCUGGCUGGCAGGCUGACGUGGCAGCUCCGAGAGCCUGUUUCUAGACCUCGCAGUGCAUCUGCUGUGAAAAUGGAAAUGGUCACACGUUCCCUUUCCAGGCCUAGCGCCAGGGAUCCCGUUCAGUAAAUAAAAUAGUGUAUGGGAAACUGAAGAAGGAAAGGAGCAGGUUGCCCUGACUGGACUGACUCCAUUUUUCAAAAGAACAGGAACUCCACCUUACACUCUUGGCGGACUUUGGACUGCAUACCUGAGGAGCCAUAGAGAUGAAAUACCAACAGCCAAGCAGGCCUCCCUGGCGGAUAAAAACCAGACCAGGCAGACCCCGUACCUAGACCUCCCAGAGCCAGAAGCCAGAGUGCUUGAGAUUUAUGGGAAGACACUUAUUGCACAAGAGCGCCUCGAGAGGCCGGACAACCUUUGUUAGCUCUAACGGGUACCGAGCGCCUGCCUGGGCCGGGCAGUCUGGUCGCCCGGGAGAGUCGGCCCUCCCGGGUCUUGGGGAUGCUUUCCGUGGAAGGCGCCACACGACGAGAGCUUUCGGUCCUUAAGAUGCUGAGUCUGGGGUCCUGCGGCGAGAAAGCGCCUGGAUCUUCCUAGAGGAGACGCAGAAGCUCGCCAGGCGGACACCCAGAGUCAACAUCCUCGGAGAACCACGGCCCAGUGGAAGCUUGUGACCUCGGCUGAGAGGUCACGUGAUGCUACAUGAUGGGAGCAGGCACAGAAGCCCACCCUUAUUCUCAGGAAAGGACAGAGACUCUACAUCUUGGCAGCCAAGCACACUCCCCUCCUACAGGCGCCUCCCUUUCUGCUCCUUCCACUUGGACCUGCCCACACUCAGCUGGCUCCCUACCAGUUAUUGUCUGGGAACAGUGAGACACAAAGGACUUUCUGAGUUCCAUGAUCACAAGGAUAUGUUGUCUAUGAGAGCUACAGCAAAAACCAAAGGAAUUAAGCCAAAACAUGUGAAGGAUCUCAUACCUCUGAUGAUACUAAUGGUGAUAAUCUUCUUGCUGCUUCUCUUCUGGGAAAAUGAGCUGGAUGAGGAUGCAGUGGCAGCAAGUUUAGAGCAGUUGCAUGUGGAUUACCCUCAGAGUGACAUUCUGAUAAGGUACUGCAACCACAUGAUCAUACAAAGAGUCAUCAAGGAACCCAACAACACCUGCAAAAAAGAGCAUUUCUUCAUCCAUGAGAGGCCUCGAAAUAUCAACAGUGUUUGCAAUUCUCCCAGGAGGGUGCCUUGCCAAAACCACGACCCCGGUCUCUGCUUCCUGAGUGAAAUCGAGUUCAAAAUGACAGUCUGUAAGCUCAUUGAAGGCACCAGAUAUCCUGCCUGCAACUACCGCGUUUUCACCACAGAGGGGUUUAUUGUUGUCACUUGUGAUGACAUGGGGCCGUCUAAAAUCCAGAGAUACCCUGAAUAAUCUGAGACCAGCAUCAGAGUCUGCCGUCCUCUCAUCUCCUCUGUCAGAGGCACUGGUGCUGGUUUUCCUGCACACUGUGGACAUGGGGCCAUGCCUAGAGUGAAAUGCAUUUAUCCUUCCAUUAUUGCUGAGCUGGAAUCUUUUUAUUCUGAUUCAAUUAAAAAAAAAUCUACUGAAUUAAA
Cervus elaphus (red deer) is the source of this 1896-nucleotide messenger RNA. RefSeq names its product ribonuclease A family member 12 (inactive) (gene RNASE12). Gene Ontology annotation, molecular function: nucleic acid binding. The record is from RefSeq and is a predicted model, not a curated record. NCBI's taxonomy places the organism in Eukaryota, Metazoa, Chordata, Mammalia, Artiodactyla, Cervidae. The coding region runs from base 989 to 1714 and encodes 241 amino acids. The transcript has 5 exons.